CCCCCGUCCCCCAGUCUCCUUUCACAGCGUCUCUGUUGCUCACCACAGGCCCUAACUAUCCGGAUCACAGCUUCAGUCUCACUAAACACAGCGCGAGCUGGCAGCCCAUUUUAUUAAGGGCAGCCUCACCGCUCCCCGCCGCUAGAGUAUAGGAAAAUGGCGGCCACCACGCCAGCUUCAGCCCCUGCACAGUAACAGGACAGGGCGGCCAUUUUGAGUAAGGGACAAUCCCCCGCGCUGUCAGCAUCCCGCGGCUCUCCCGGCUUCGAGUGGCGGUAAUAUCGCCCACGGGCACAAUGCUGAACCCGCGGAACCCGCCAGUCUCCUCGGCCCGCUGCCCCUCGGCGGCCGGUGGAAGGAGCUUGGGGCCCCACAGCCGCCUGUGGUAUCCUGUCUGCGCCGCCUACCGCCUUCCUCCGCCCGGGGCUGGGAUCGAUCGCUCAGCCGAUCGGCUGCUUUCCCUUCGAGGCCUGCCUGUUGCUAGGCAGAGCCCGACGCAGUUGAUUUGGUUACUUCGGCCCCGCCUCUCGGCCGGGGGUCGGGGAACAGCCGCAGGAAGCUGAGGGGGCCCCGGUGCAGCCCGUUGCCGCUCCGCCAUGGAGCCCGAGAAGAAAAGAACCAAAGAAGAUACUUGGAAAUCAGAUGAACUUAAGAAACAUCUUAGGGUAUCACAGUCAGAUAGUCAAUCUGAAGAUAAGAAACAGAAGGAAAAGAAACUGCAAAGAGAUAGAAAGACUCAUGACAUGGUUGAUUACAAAGGAUACAUACACAAGGAUCAAGACAAGGACAGAGGAAAGGCAGAAGAAAGGACAAGUGAAAGAGAGAGAUUUAAAUCUAGUGAAAGAGACAGGGAUAAGCUAAGAGACAGAGAAAGUGGAAAAGAUCAUCACAGAGAACGAGAGAGAGAGAAAUUGAAGGAGAAGGACCAAGAAAUUGAAGGAGAAGGACCAGAGAAGGAAAAACACAUUACAAGAAAAGAUAAAGAGAAGGUGAGUGAUAAAGAAGGAGACAGAAAAUAUAGGAGGGAUGAUCUGAAGCAAAUGCUUAUAGAGAAUAACCUGAAAGCAUCUGGAGGAAGGGAUAAAGAACAACGCAGAAGAAGAGAAAGCAAGGAUCAAUUGGAGCAAGCAAACAUAAGGGAUGACGUGAAAGAGAGAAGACAUACAGAAAGAAAAGUAAAGGAAGGAAAAAAAAGUGAGAGCAAAAAUAGUCUUGGCGAGUUUUUAACAAAGAAAGAUGAAGAAGGUGGACAUAGACACAAGUCACACAGAGAUCAGGAACUGAAUAAAGACAGAGGAAGGAGUCAUAUUGAUAAAAGAGAACAUUCAGUUAGGGGAGGAAAGGAGAGACCUUCAAAAGAAAGAAGCCAUGGAUUGUUUGUAAAGGAUGGAGAAGAAAAAUAUGUAUCAAGGAGACGUAAAGAAGGAUCCUCCAUUGAAGACAGAGAAAGACAACUGAGCAAGAAUAAUGAAAAAAGACAGAGGGAGGAAAAUGAAAGAAAGAAAAGAGAUCUUAAGAACAGUGAGCACAAAAAACAAGGAAAGAGCUUAAGAGAAGAAGAAGAAACCAGCCUUCAGCAUGAAAGGAAUGCAAGAGAUAAAGGAAAGAGCAUUGAAAGGGAGAAAAAAGAGGACACAAGCCAAAGGCCACACCAAGGUGAACAUGUGUCAGCAUGGAAACCUAUGCAGAGGCAAAAACGUGAGGAAGAACCUGAAAUUGGUGAUAAUUAUUUGACAAAUUAUGAAGAUGAUUUUGAAGAUUAUGAAGAUGAUUUUGAUGACGAUGAUAAUGAAGACAAUGAUAAUGAGGCUAGAGACUCAGAAGAAAGACUAAGAGAGAUCCCUGUUUCCAAAAAAUCAGAAAUAGAAGAAAUUCAAAGAGCAAUUAAUGCAGAAAAUGAGAGGAUUGGUACCUUACUACCAAAGCAAAUUAAAAAAAAAAGUGAAAAGGAACCAAACAUGGAGAGGCAAGAUUCUUCUGCCAGAGGCUCUCUCUGUGGAAUGUUCAUGGAUUUUGAAACAGCAAACCAGCGGCAAAGUAGCCAAAUUAUGGCCACUAAACAGAAGAAACGCAGUUCAGAACUGCUCCGGCUAAUUGACCUGGACUUCUCAGUAAGUUUUUCUUUACUGGAUUUGCCUCCAGUGAAUGAAUAUGACAUGUACAUCAGGAACUUUGGAAAAACAAACACUAAACAGGCGUAUGUUCAGAGCAAUGAGGAUAAUCUUGAGAGAGACGUUCAGACGGAUGAAAUAGAGACUCUAGAAAAAUGGACACAACAUCCAGGAGACAGUGUACUUGUAUCUGGAGGUCCCAGAAGCAGCAAUGGUGUGUCUACUGAUAUUGUUGUAACACCUAAAAUUGAUUCACAGAGAUUAACAAACUUCCUCCGGUCUGCUUGUCAGGUGAUUGCUGUUUUGCUUGAGGAAGAUCGAGUUGCAACACAGCCCAGGUGGAAUCUAAGAUCUCGACAAACCAGUCUGUCUAUUAGUGAUAGCUGCUUCCAGUUAAAUACUAAUCUACCUUUUCUCCAUGGCCGAAAGGUGUCCUGUUUGCACAUCUCUCAGGUUCAGAGGCAGGCAUUGCUUUCUGUUCACGGUUUACCUGAAAAGCCAGGUGCUAUUCAAUUGGACAGGAAGUACAUCGUGUGUGUAUGGAAUGUCUGGCAGCCCUCCAGUCCUCAGAAAGUUUUAGUUUGUGAAGCAGAGGUGUCAUGCUGCUGCUUUAGUCCCAGUAAAGCAACUUUAGUAUUUGCUGGAACAAUGGAUGGUUCAUUGGUAGUGUGGGAUCUCCGAGAAGACUCAAGGAUGCAUCACUGUGUGAAGUUAAAUGGAACUGACUGGAUUUUUAGAUCUCCAACGUUUUCUACUGAUGGUAUUCUCUCCUCAUUAAACCACACAUAUCCUGUACUGGCAAUAGAACCUGUCUCAACAUCUGUCUAUAAGGAACAGAAUUAUGGGCUCUCACACCUAUCUUCUCAAGAAGAAAUGUCAGGCCUGUCAUUCCAGAUUGCUUCAAUGGAUGAAAACGGGACUCUCAAUCUGUGGGUAGCAGUUGAAUUACAAAAAGUGGAUUUGGCUGGUUCACAAAGUGAUUUAGGUUUAAUUCCUGGAGGGAAAGUAAAGUUAGUACAUAGCUCUACUGUUCAGUUGAAUAGCAGCCUUUUCCCAAAAGAUAUCCUAUGCCUGAGGAAGCCUCAGACACUGAAUAUUAAGUUUCUGCCUUCUAAUCCUAAUCAUUUCAUUGUUGGAACAGACAUUGGUGUGGUAAGUCAUGGUGCAAGACAUGAUUUAAGAGUACCUCCAAAGCUGUUCAAACCCCAGCAGGGUGGACCAAGAUCAAUAAGAGCUAAUGCAGUUGAUUUCUCCCCUUUUGGAAAGCCAAUAUUUUUGGUUGGCUGUUCAGAUGGAAGUAUUAGAUUGCACCAAAUGACUUCAGAGCAUCCCCUCAUACAGUGGAAUGACAGCACAAAUGGCCAGCCAGUUAUUGCCCUCCAGUGGGCUCUCACAAGACCUGCUGUGUUUUUCGCCCUGGAUGCAUCAUCUACUGUUUACAUUUGGGAUCUACUGGAAAACGACUUGUGUCCUGUAGCCAAACAAAUUAUCCAAUCAGAUAAGGUUAUGACUAUGGUUGUAUUGGGUGAACCGGAAAAAACAAAUGGUCUGUUGGGGAUCGCAUUGGCCAAACAAUCUGGAAUAAUAGACAUUCAGUAUGUAAAGAAGAGGUGGGCAUUACCUCAGUCAGAAGAGUCAGAAAAACUACAGUUGCUCUUGGAACAAUCCUUAUAAAGCAGAGAAAUUGUCUUUUUCUGCAUGUACAAAUACGGCUGGCUAUAUUUAGAAUUUUUCAUUUGAUUACUAUAAUAAAAAGAUUUAUAAUUUAAGAGCUUUUGCCUUUGUAUAUAUAUAUUGUAUAUAUUUUACAAGAAUGUCAAUACAGUAUUUCAACAGAAGAUAGAAUAUUUUUGUUAAUUAUAAAAAUGACAGAACAAAGCUUGGUAAUAUUGUACCUGAAGGAAGAUAGAUCAUAGAUGUAAAUGUAUUUUACUGAAAAAUAUCUAUAAAUGUUCACAAUUCCAGAUUGUGAAUAUAUAUAGAUACUUUUCAGUAAAAAAGUGAAAUUAUAUUCCUAUAAAAUGUGAGAUGCUGCUUCUCAAUAUUGCACUUUGAAGCAAAUGAUACCCUAUGUGUAAAGUUAAAUGUAUGCUUUUCUGUAACAUAAAAGGCUGUUGCCAUGUUCAGGUUACUUUUGGAACUUUCUCAGCCUCUCCACAGCUGUCAUUUUUGCAUAGGCUAGACCAUACCCCGACGUGGAAAUACUUGUGUAAAGACCAGAAAACUACACAGGGUUACCUUUGUUGAGUGUCGUCUGCAUUCUCUCAUUCUGGGUGGAGUUUGUCCUUAGCAGAAGAAAUGAGGCAUUCUUCCCUCAAACCCUGUGGCACCCCAAUAUCUACUGUGUUUGCAAGACUAUCUACAAGGAGGCCCUAUGGCUCUGCACUGAUUCUGGGCAUCCGUCAUCUCUGUUCAUACUCCCUGCCAGCAUGAGUUUGUCAGGGACUCCUCAAGUGGCACGGAACCUUUGGGUCCCUUGUUAUUGAUGUUCCCAGCAUGCAUAGGGCUCUGCAAAGAACUAAUUGAGCCCCAGGUUGUAUUAACUUGCCUAUGGAAUAUCUGCUGGGACAUAUGGCCCUCCCCCAACCCUUCCCCUCUCAUUCUCACAUCCUCCUUAUUGGUAGAUCCUUACAUCUGCUUUGAGCCCUCCAAGAAAUCCAGAAUGGGGAGACUGCAACCAUGGAGACGUGGGGGUUAGACUAGAUGACCCUUGUGGGCCCAUCUAGUCUUUUGAUUCUAUGUCCAUUUGCACCAAUUUAGAAUCCUUUACACAUCAGUAAAUAGGCAUAAGUAGGUCUAAGGAUGUCUGAGUGUAAAAUAAUCUGAUUUAAACUAUCUCAUCCAUCUCUUCUGACUUUGGCCCUAAGAAUUUGCAAAAAUAAUUGCUAGUCAUUAAAUAGAUCCCUUAGUUAAGAGCCUCACAUGCAUACGUUUAGGACGUGCUGACCUUAUGUUUUCUGGUUUUUCCAAACUUUGCAAAUAAUCUGCUUAUUCCAUUUACCAAAAAUCCAAAUGUUCUUUGGACUAAUGGAAUAUUUAAGGUUUUUCAUCAUAAACUAAAUGAUAUUUACCUGUUUAUUGCUACAUUUAAAUAAUUCUAAAAUAAUUAUCAAAUUCUCUAUAUUGAGAAUUGUCUUUAAUAAUUGUUUUUAUUGCGCUAUUCUAAUUUUGGGUUGGAGUUGUUGAACCUUUGGGGUGAGACUCGCUGUGGAAACCUUGAACACAGAAGUAAUAUAUUUAGAAAAGUUAUAAGCUACUAAAAAAAUGAGGUUCGGAUGGAAAUUGUACCUCACUGUUGCUCAAGAGCCGAUUGUCCCUCCUUUCAAAAUAAUAGUAACACCUGGUCCUUAUAUAAUGUUUUUCAUCAGUAGAUCCCAAAGCACUUAACAAUAUUUAAUGUAUUAUCCUCACAACUGUGAA
Messenger RNA from Chelonoidis abingdonii (Abingdon island giant tortoise), 5531 nucleotides. It is a transcript of the gene DYNC2I1, whose product is annotated as dynein 2 intermediate chain 1. Gene Ontology annotation, molecular function: dynein heavy chain binding; dynein light chain binding. Gene Ontology annotation, cellular component: cytoplasmic dynein complex. Gene Ontology annotation, biological process: intraciliary transport. NCBI's taxonomy places the organism in Eukaryota, Metazoa, Chordata, Testudines, Testudinidae. The record is from RefSeq and is a predicted model, not a curated record.